UGUCGUGGUGAAACAGGAAAAGGGCCUUCCCCAAACUGUUGCCACAAAGUUGGAAGCACACAAUUCUCUGGAAUGUCAUUGGAUGAUGUAGCAUUAGAAUUUCCCUUCAGGGGAACUAAGGGGCCUAGCCCAAACCAUGAAAAGCAGCCCCAGACAAUUAUUCCUCCUCUGCCAAACUUUACAGUUGGCAUUAUGCAUUCUGGCAGGUUGUGUUCUCCUGGCAUUCGCCAAACCCAGCUUUGUCCGUCAGACUGCCAGCUAGUGAAACGUGAUUCAACACUCCAGAGAACGCAUUUCCACUGCUCCAAUGAGUCCAAUGGCAGCACCAUUUACACAAAUCCAGCCGACACUUGGCAUUGUGCAUGGUGAACUUAGACUUGUGUACGGCUGCUCAGUUGGCGAGUCCGUAGCAAACACUUCCAAAACAGCCUUUUACACCUUUCCUUACCCAAUAGCUUGAAAGCAUUGCAGACUAUAAAUAUUAGCUCUGACUUUAUUGCUGUACGGAUUUGCCAUAUGAGGUGAGGCACCCCCUCUGGUUCCCCAUUGUACAUGACAGAUAAGAGUUUUGUGCUAGCUUGCCUUUUGGUGACCAUAAGAACAAUGCUUAUGCAGUACCUGAAUUUGCCACUUGGGUUUCAGUUGACAGGAAUUCCUGCCUGUUGGGAUAAUGGAUCAUUGCUCUGGCUAACCGUACAAUCUAUGGCAGAUAUCCUUGAGGACGAUAUUAAGUUUGGGACGACAGGAAAUUAAUGUUUUUUUUUUCUUUUUCUUUCCAAAAUUCUGAUCUAAAUGUCACUUCUUGUUCUGCACAAAAGCUACACUUGUAAGGUGACAUUAUUGAAAAACCCAAAACCACAGAGUCUGCCUGGCUGAACUUUUGACUUUUCCCUCCAGCUUCAGUGGUGUUAGACGUUGUUUGUCAACCUGAAAUUCUAUGGUUAUUCAGCCAUGUCUGAAAAUACCCAAGGGCCCUGAUGCCAUGACAGGGAUUUCUCUCAGAGAUGUGCUCAAAGACAGCAGUCUUUCCACAGUGGGAGAGUACCAAUGGUGGGUUAGAAUGUGGUGGGAAGUAUCCACAGUGUUGGCCUUGUUAGCAGACUGCUGAAGUUAAUGUGCUGGAUCCUGCAGUAGGGCUGGAUAGAGGAAAGACUACAAGAAAGGAAAAGCUUUCCCUCAGUAAGGCUGAGCUCUACUGAGGAGCUCCAUUACACCAAUAUAGCCCUCACUGUAUCUACUAAACUGGUGCACAUGCAUUUAGCAGACACGUGGUGUGAUGAAUGGGACUCUGCAUUUGUACAUUCAUAAUUUGUACUGUCAUCAGAUCACUAUGGACUUUGCUUUAUAUCGGGAAAUGUUGGCUCUAGCACUGUGGGAAUCCAGAGACAUUAUUCAUUGUCCCAUUUUGAAACUUCCCUGUUAUGGGAGGUCUUGCUAGAUUGUUUUAAGGUUUAAGUCAGUGGUUUUCCUUGGACUUAGUGUUGUUCUGCUUAUAAUCUGUGAUUAACUGCUAAUGGAGCAAUUUGCUAACUAUUCCAACUCUACCUCCUUAUGGUGAUACUAAAACACAAUUAUGUAAUUACGUUUUUACUUUUUAAAAUCAAUAUCUCAGCAAGAUUGAGUACAAAAUAAGGAUUUUACACAAACCUAAACCAACAGUGCAGCGUCCCUCGCUAUCAAGCAUGCUUGUGCUUUCUACAGGCCCAACUUAUUGGCCCUAAUUAAGAGGAAAUACUAUAACUGAAUUAAAAUUGGAUGGCUGAGAUGUACACAAUGUAGUCGAGGGAAAAACUAGAUCAGAAAACUUAAACACCCCAUCCUGCAAUAUAGCAUGCAUUUGCAGAGGCAGAAAACGAUCUGCUGUACAACUUUAAAAGGCUAACAAUUCUUGUAAACAAACUUUAUUUUUUACUUUGGACAUUUCUCGCGACGCACAUAAACAACCUGUUAAGAUGGCACCUUUAGUGAUCACAGUGUGGUAACAUUGCCAUGGUGGGCAUGGAAAAAGUAGCUAUAUAAUUCUAGCUUAUCAUUGGCAAGUUGUUGUGGAGGAGGUAACGUAUCGUGAACUAAUUCGGAAUGCAAUUCUUUAUACAGAAGACAACCUAACCACUGUACUAAUAGCCUUAUUUUUAAAAUUAAUUAAUUAAUUAAUUAAUUAAUUAAUUAAUGUAUUUUCGAUAUUCCAGAGUUUUACUUGGCUGCAAUGCAAAGAUGACACACACAGAAAACAAAUCAAAUGCAUUAUCUUAAAAAAAGGUAUCUAGAGCGUGACAUCUUCAUUACAUUUUCAUUCAAAUUAAGUGCUUUUUCUUUGAAUCUCACAAUGCUGCCAACAGCUGUGUAAAUAUUAUGAUCUAUGAACAGCACAAAUGUCAUCUCUCUCAUUAAGGAGGCCAGCUGCGUCUUGUCUGCUCCUAGUUGAACGUCUAAUUUUGUUUGUUAAAAGGGUGGUACGGAUCUUGAUGCUAGGACUCAAGAGGCUUGAUGAAGAAUUCUUUUGUAAAUGUACAUGAUGUUCCUUCUGUCCAUGGCAACUUGAGACAUUUAUUCGUGUAGCUAAGAAAAUGAAUUAAAAUUAUUCAUGGGGUGGCCUUACAUCCAGGCUGUAGUACUUUUAUGCUCAAAGACUGACCAAUCGGAAGAGGUGGGAAAUUCACGGGCAAUAUGCUGAAGGAACUAUCCCGUCAUAUACCUUGGAUAUGAAUGUUUGUUUACAUGGUUUUAUUAAGUUUAUUUUUCCUCAGUUCUGUCCUGUUUGUUUGGUUUGGAUGUGGGUUUUUAAUGAUAUUUUCUUGGAUACCAGGGUUAGUCUUGUGAGGAUUAAAACUGUCCACAAAUAUCAAUGCCAGAUUUCCCUUUUCAAACCUCUCAUGUUUUCAUGUUAAUAUUGUUAUAGCAUGUCAGCUUUUCCGUGUUUUUUUUCCUUCGUUUUUAUUGAGGCAAUUCAGAUUAGCCUGAUUGCCUUGCUCAGUGGUGCAACAGCUCAGGUGGCCAAAGGUCACUCAGCAAUGUUGUUGACAAUCACAACAAAUACAUUCGUCAAAGAAGGUCUUGUGUUUUGAUGGAUGGAUCAAGGGAACUGGAUCAAUGGUUCAGUUAACAAACCAAACAUUGGGGCUCCUGGGUGGAAGGAUGGAGAAGGAAGAUGUGAAACUUGUGAACAAAGGCCUGGAGGAUGAAAUGGAGAUCUGCGGGUACAGGCCGUGCCGUUGGAAAGUGGCCUUGGUGGGCUUGGGCGUGGUCUGCUCCGGCGGCUUCCUGCUGCUGCUCCUGUACUGGAUGCCCGAGUGGUGGGUGAAGGGCACCUGCACCCGGGCCACCCUCCACCAGGCCGAGGUCCUGCUGCUCCGGUCCACCGAUGAGUUCAAACGGUGGUUCAGAGCCAAGGUGUGCGUGCUUCUGGCCACGGGGAAGAAUCCUUUCUACUUGGGUGACCAGACCUCCCCGGCUGUGGCUAAUGGCCACACCACGCUCUGUUCUGAUGAGCCCCUGGAGGACCCUGGCAGGAAAGGCACCAAACCUCAGCUUGUGCAGAUUCGCUAUUUCACACUCCACAGCACAAAAUACUACUGGAACGAUAAGAUGCAGAAUUUUGAAGUGUUAAAUGGUUUGGAGGACCUGGAGUUGACCUGUUCCUCCGUAUACUCGGACCAUAGCACGGGGCUGACCGAUGAGACGCAGGACCACAGGAGGCUGUUUUUUGGAGUGAAUGAAAUCGACGUGAAAGUGCCCUCAGUUUUCAAGCUGCUAAUCAAAGAGGUGCUAAACCCCUUCUACGUCUUCCAGCUCUUCAGUGUCAUUCUGUGGAGCUCCGAUGAGUAUUACUACUACGCCUCAGCCAUCGUCUUCAUGUCAGUCAUAUCCAUAACUACCUCUCUGUACAGCAUCCGAAAGCAAUAUGUCAUGCUGCAUGAUAUGGUGGCCUCUCACAGCGUUGUACGAGUGUCUGUCUGCAGGGCCAAUAACGAGAUAGAGGAGGCCCUGUCCACAGACCUGGUCCCUGGAGACAUCCUGGUUAUCCCCACCAACGGGAUCAUCAUGCCCUGUGACGCUGUGCUGAUCAGUGGCACCUGCAUUGUCAAUGAGAGCAUGCUCACAGGUGAGAGCGUGCCAGUAACCAAGACCAACCUGCCCAACCCAGACCAGGAGAAGAAAGAGGAGGAAGAGGCCAUCGUCUACAGCGUGGAGGAACACAAGAGACACACCCUGUUCUGCGGCACCCACGUCAUACAGACGCGCUUCUACACGGGCGAGCUGGUCAAGGCCGUGGUGGUCAGGACCGGUUUCAGCACUGAGAAGGGCCAGUUGGUACGCUCUAUCCUGCACCCCAAACCCACCGACUUCAAACUGUACCGGGACGCCUACCUCUUCCUCCUGUGCCUGGUGGGCGUGGCCGGGAUCGGCUUCAUCUACACGCUGGUCCUCAGCAUCAUGAACGAGGAGCCCGCCAGGUUCAUCAUCAUCGAGUCCCUGGACCUCAUCACCAUCACCGUGCCCCCGGCGCUCCCCGCCGCCAUGACGGUGGGCAUAUUCUACGCCCAGCGGCGUCUCAAAAGCAUCGGCAUCUUCUGCAUCAGCCCCCAGAGGAUCAACAUGUGCGGCCAGCUCAACCUGGUCUGCUUCGACAAGACUGGCACACUCACUGAAGAUGGCCUGGACUUGUGGGGCAUCCAGAGAGUGGACAACAGCAUGUUCCUGCUCUCAGAGGAGAGCGUCCGCAGGGAGGCUCUGGUCAAAUCCCGCUUUGUGUCCUGCAUGGCUGUCUGCCACUCCCUGACCAGGAUCAAGGGGGAGCUGUCCGGAGACCCUCUGGACCUGAAGAUGUUCGAGGCCACGGGCUGGAUUCUUGAGGAGCCCACAGAGGAAGAGACUUCUCUCCACAAUCGCAUCAUGCCCACGGUGGUCCGCCCACCCAAGCAGUUGUUUCCCAAGCAGGAGACGACCUCCAGUCAGGACAUGGAGCUGUGCGAGUUGUCGUCGUCCUAUGAGAUGGGCAUCGUGCGGCAGUUCCCCUUCUCCUCGGCGCUCCAGAGGAUGAGCGUGGUGGCCAGACUGCUGGGAGAGAAGCGCAUGGAUGCCUACCUCAAGGGGGCGCCAGAAGUGGUGGCCAGCCUCUGUAAGAAGGAAACAGUGCCGGAGGACUUCUCUGAGGUUCUGGAGGGCUACACCAAGCAGGGUUUCCGGGUCAUUGCCCUGGCCCACCGGCGGCUGGAGUCCAAACUCAACUGGCACAAAGUGCAGAGCAUCAGCAGGGACCUUAUUGAGAGCAACAUGGAGUUCCUGGGCCUGAUCAUCAUGCAGAACAAGCUGAAGGCCGAGACGCCGGGCGUCCUGGAGGACCUUCGCCGCGCCAACAUACGCACCGUCAUGGUCACAGGUGAUAACAUGCUGACGGCCAUAUCAGUGGCACGGGACUGCGGGAUGAUCCCCCCACAGGACAGGGUCAUCGUCGCCGACGCACUUCCGCCUAAAGACGGCCAGGCUGCCAGGAUCGAGUGGCACUACGCAAACGACCCCACCGCGCGUCCCAACAAAGGCUCCCACUUGGAGGUGGUGGACAUCGGUCUGGAUGACGACGACGAGGACAAGCUGACUCUCCAGCAGCGGUACCACUUCGCCAUGAGCGGCCGAUCCUUCGCCGUCAUCACCGCGCACUUCCAGGAUCUGGUUCAGAAGCUGGUCCUCCACGGCACGGUGUUUGCCCGGAUGGCGCCGGACCAGAAGACCCAGCUGGUGGAGGCGCUGCAGAGCGUGGACUACUUCGUGGGCAUGUGUGGCGACGGAGCUAAUGACUGUGGCGCCCUGAAGAGAGCUCAUGGCGGGAUUUCCCUGUCGGAGCUGGAGGCUUCUGUGGCCUCCCCCUUCACAUCCAGAACCCCCAACAUUUCCUGUGUGCCUGACCUGAUCAGGGAGGGCAGAGCGGCUCUCAUCACUUCCUUCUGUGUGUUCAAGUUCAUGGCCCUGUAUAGCAUAAUCCAGUACAUCAGCAUCAUUCUGCUCUACUCUUUCUCAAGCAACCUUGGAGACUUCCAGUUCCUCUUCAUUGAUGUUGCCAUCAUUCUGGUCAUGGUCUUCACCAUGAGUCUGAACCAGGCCUGUAAGCAGCUGGUGGCACAGCGCCCCCCACUGGGCCUCAUCUCCAGGCCGCUGCUCUCCUCCGUCCUGCUGCAGAUCCUGGUGUGCCUGGGCUUCCAGGUGCUCGCCUUCCUCCUGGUGAAGGAGCAGAGCUGGUAUGAGGAGUGGACCCCUGCCUCAGAUGCUUGCAAUAUGUCCCAUUCAUCUGCUCACAACACAACUGGGUCCAGUAAGCACAGCGAGAGGAACAUCGAAAACUACGAGAACACGACCAUCUUCUAUGUCUCCUGCUUUCAGUAUCUGGUCAUCGCCAUCGUCUUUUCCAAAGGGAAGCCUUUCAGGCAGCCCAGCUACAGAAACUGGCCAUUCCUCCUGUCUGCUGUGUUCUUCUACUUCCUCCUGUUGUUCAUCAUAUUGUAUCCAAUUCCUGCCAUCGAUAAUGUCCUGCAAAUUGUGUGCGUCCCUUACCAGUGGCGAAUCAGGGUGCUCGUUAUCGUCGUAGCCAAUGCUGUCGUGUCCAUCCUGAUAGAGGCUGGCAUUGACCGCUGUGGGGCCAGGUGUCUGGCACGGCUGUGCUGCCAAAGGACGCAGUCCUCUAAUGUGCGCUACAUGCGCCUGGCCAGGGAGCUGCAGAAGGACCCCUACUGGCCCCCCAAGGCCAGAACCACCACCGAGGCCCAAACUCCCCACUGCCCCGACAACACAUUCCACCUGUUAGCCUCCUAGCAUCCGCGCUAAUCCUGACUGGAUGCUGUCAUCACAGGGACCUUUGGAACCGAAGCCUUUUUAUAUCGCACAGAAAAUUAUUUACACCCUCUUCUAAGAAGGUGCUCGGAGGAGGCGCUGGGUCGGCUGUUCCUUCGCAAUGCAGAGCUGUGCUGGCAGGCUGGGAACAGGCCGAAGCCCUUUUCCGAAAUCUGCGGCUUUCCCGUUCCUCGUUGCUCGAACAGGAUUUCUUGCAAAGCUGAGGAUUUAAAAGCAGCUUCUUGUUUUGACUGUCAUGUAAUUUCAAGGACCAGCACUAAUACAUGUAGCUACCUAAACCUAAAAUGUAUUUGACACUGUAUUAGGAGGAGGCAGUGCCAUGAGGCAUUUAUCUGUGCAAAUGAGACCCAUCCUUGCGCCACAUCAAAUGCUGCUGGGAGAUGGUGAAGCCUUGGGAGUUGCCAGUAGCCAGUAGGUACACGUUCAUAAACAAUGCAGGUAUUUAAGCAAUUUCAACAAUCUACACGACAUACAGUAAUUAUAACUCAAUGGGGUUCUUGGGAUCUUCUCCACUACAUUUUUUUCUACUGUUGUUUCCCUUUACGCUUCUUUUCUUCCUGUGGAAGAACAAUCCUGCCAUGAUAACCGCAGAUGCCUGGGUACCGUGAGGCUCUAUAUUUGCGCACAGUUUACGCGCAAGUUUCUGAAAGUGGGAUGGGUCUAGCGGACCGGUUUGGAGCGCGCCCAGCACAAGUCAGUGUGGUGUCAGUGCAGAUGCCUGCUGCAUUCUCUGACCACGGUUGAAGGAGGGCGUUCUAUCCCGUUUGUUCUCCUAAAGGGUCACCCACAGAAACGGAAGUAUUCAUUCAGCGGUGGUGGUCACUAUAACCGUCAAGUGGAUGCCUGUUGUGGCCGGCCAUAUUCCACAGGUUUGCCCUCCGUUUAACUGGAUUCAAAUCAAAGAAUAUUCUUUAUGAUUAAUAAAUCACCUUUUAUAUUAGAAUAUUGGUCAGCAGUUUCCUUUCAUUUAGGAAACCAUGUCAGAUAAGGCAGGAAAAUGACCCUCACACAGUAGUGGAUUAGCCAAGUAAUUUUGCAUCUGCACCAUCCAUAUUGACUAUGUUCGUUCCAAAACUACUUUCAGUUGUGCUUUACUUGUAUCAACCGUAUUAAUUGUGACCUCUGAUUUAUGCUGUUGCUGUUCUUUGAGUUGUACAAAACAAUAUUUCACGUUUUUGUAUUAAAGCAAUAAUAUAUUUUAAUAAAAAUGCACUUAAGUUGGAAUUGUUUCAAAAUAAGUGUUAAUUUAGAAGAUACAGUUUUACUGUUUUAAACUUAAUAGUCAUUCAAGUGAAAAUUAGACUUUUAAAACUAAUCUCUCAUCUAAUUUUCACUUAUUUCACUGCCUUUGCACUUUUACAAUGUGUGUGUAAAUAUCUUUGUGUCUUUCACCUGAGGUGCCUUAAUGCAGCAGUUUCCAAACUUUCAAAGACCCCGUCCAACUUCAGUAAAAUAGGUAAUGUUUAACACCAUAAUGCUGCACCAAACAUGUAAUUUAAGUUUCACAAACUAGUGCAUGAACGCUUGUCUAAUGAGACUUUGUGUAUCUACAUCAUGGGGUGAGUACUUCUGUAAGGCAUUAUUCGAUGCAAAAUAAAUAUGCAAUAAAUGACAGUGCAAUUACAGUUGUAAGAUAUACAAUUUAUGAAAUAAGGAAAUAUAAAGGACAUAUCCUUAUUCUUAACAUUGCUAUUCUGCUGAGGAUCUCCUUUGCAGACUCCCAGAGGUCCUUAGACCCCACUUUGGGAACCCCUGCCUUAAUGUUUAAACCCAAGUGGGCUAGGCAGCUAAUUGUAGUUCUUCCGUUUGCCAGUCUGGUGCCACAUGGACACAUUCCUGAAAUGCUGUUUUUACUUUAUAUAUACUGUACAACACACUUGCAAACGGUUGUUUCUUUACUGCAAGUAGUUUUUUCUUUAAAUGAAAUACUGUAAUGGAAAAGAAAAUGUCCAAAUAAAAAUGAUAUGUAGUUUUGUUACGUUAUAAAAAUGUGUUCAUUGUACCGAUACUAAAAGCAUAAAUAGAGUACUGCAUUGUAGUAGGCAUUGUCCUCUAGAUGCUCAGGCCCCUGAAAUAAUCAGCUUUUCUGAUAUGGCUUUGUAUGUGAAUAAUUGGCAGUAAGUUGAAUAACAAUAAUUUACUCUAAAUGAUAACCAGUGGACCCAGAAAUGUUUGGUUUGGUAUUUUAAAGUUUAUAGAACAUGCAUUUAACAUUACGUUUUUGCAAAUUUACAUUUGCUGUGAGAUUGUUGAAAUAAUUAUAUUUUAUAUUUUAUAUCUUUGUAAUUUUUUUCCAUGUAAUUUGUUUUAUCGUUGUGAUGAGGGGAAUAGCUAUUUGCAAUUGAUUGUAUGUUGGUACUAUUUGACUGAAAGAUUGUUCAUUAUUAAAUAUCUACAUUUUUGUGAUGUCUGAAUUUAUUUAAUGCAGUUAAUUUAAAAAUAUAUAUUUUCAUGCUACAAAUGUAACAGCAUCUGUUUUUUUUAUCUUAGAGUUCAUGGACAUGGGUAAUUUGUUAAGCAGUUUUGCUCGUAUUGGGUGGUCUGAUAAUUUUAAACUAAAAGAGCAUAGUAAAAACGGGUUUAAAAGACAGACAAGUUGGUGAGAAAUUAACCUGAGCUCACACGAUCAUUUGCUUAAUUCUUAAAGCAAUGUGCUGGUUCUAUUUAGGGAUGCUCAUAUUUCUAACAAACUGAGCUUUUGCACAAUAGGUCUGUAAACGUAGUUUUUACUUAGGGAAAAUGUGUAAUUGUACUACAUUUUAUUGUCAUCACUCAAAUGACUUUAAUAAACCUGAUAUUGCACAUAA
Messenger RNA from Anguilla anguilla (European eel), 9650 nucleotides. RefSeq names its product probable cation-transporting ATPase 13A3. Gene Ontology annotation, molecular function: ATP hydrolysis activity; polyamine transmembrane transporter activity; ATPase-coupled monoatomic cation transmembrane transporter activity. Lineage: Eukaryota; Metazoa; Chordata; Actinopteri; Anguilliformes; Anguillidae. Gene Ontology annotation, cellular component: late endosome membrane. The coding region runs from base 3091 to 6804 and encodes 1237 amino acids. Gene Ontology annotation, biological process: polyamine transmembrane transport; intracellular calcium ion homeostasis. The transcript has 32 exons. The record is from RefSeq and is a predicted model, not a curated record.